UCUAGUUUCCAUCUUAAUUAAAAGGUACUGUUCUAGCAAUCUUCGCCUUCAAAAGAGGCUUGCUGCCGACGUCCUCAGAUGUGGCAAAAAGAAGGUGUGGUUGGAUCCUAAUGAGGUUAAUGAAAUUUCUAAUGCAAAUUCACGGCAAAAUAUUCGGAGGCUUAUUAAAGACGGUUUAAUUAUACGUAAACCAGUUACCGUUCACUCGAGAUACCGCGCACGUAAGAAGUUAGAAGCCCGCAGAAAGGGAAGGCAUAUGGGCUUUGGUAAAAGAAGAGGUACGAAAAAUGCGCGUAUGCCCCAGAAAGUUUUAUGGAUACGACGUAUGCGGGUUUUGCGUCAUUUACUAAAGAGAUACCGUGAGGCCAAGAAGAUUGACAAGCAUUUGUAUCACGAGCUAUAUUUACGAGCUAAGGGCAAUACAUUCAAAAAUAAGCGCAAUCUUAUGGAGUAUAUUUUCAAGAAAAAGACAGAGAACACUAGAGCUAAACAGAUCGCAGAACAAGCUGAAGCUCGACGUGCUAAGAAUAAGGAGUUACGUAAACGACGUGAAGAACGCUUGGCACAGAAGAGGAAAGAGGCGCAACAUAAAAUUGCUGAAGCUGAACAGGGAGCGAAAACAGGAGAGUAA
Molecule: messenger RNA, 631 nt
Organism: Enterobius vermicularis (human pinworm)
Lineage: Eukaryota; Metazoa; Nematoda; Chromadorea; Rhabditida; Oxyuridae
Source: the annotation of a GenBank genome assembly